UAAGUGUUUGUGUGUGCCGAUUUCAUUUUUGCUUUCACAUUAUAAGGACUUUGUUGACUUCACAUUAUAUUUUAAUGGUUAUUAUUAUUUCAUUGGGAAGAACUUGUUAGGUAGAGCUUUUGAACCAGUAUAAAGUGUUGCGUGGAUAUCGCCGGCAAGAAGGAAAAGAUUAGCCAGCUGAGAUAGAGGAGAUAAAAUUGCUGAUCUCUUCCAAGGUUUAUCUGGACAUGGAUGAUUUUGAAACAUGGAAGCUUGGUGAUUUUGAUAAGGUUUAUAUUGAGUUAACAAAAGAUGUUGCCUGUUUGCUUUGCCACUCAGUGUUGUUCCUCUCAUUCUCAGAUAACAUUCCAUGGAGGUCUGCGACCAUUUUGCUCAGUCUGGAAGGAUUUUGAGUCCAGAUGUUAUGUAGAAGACAGAGUACUUUUGGGAAUGUCAAAUAUAACACAUCACCAAAGAAUUUCCUUCAAAACACAAGCUAUAAAGUCUUUCUACUCCAAUAUUAUUGAAAGCUUUGCUUUCAUUAAUGAUCAUUAUUGCCCAAAUGAACUAGGCAACAUUAAUUGCAACUUUUAUAAGGAUUGGGAUUCUUCAGUUGGAGCAAUAGAUGAACUGCACCCACACCCUAUGGGAGGGGGGUAAACUGAAAUUCUUAGAAAGUUAUAACAUAUCUGAUGUUGAAGAAGGACCUUUGAACUCUGCAGACCAGUUUGCUGAUAAUACAGAUAGUUUAAUACGACUUGUGGAACCUGAAAUAACAUCAACUAUUGAUAUUACACCAGAGAAUCCCAGUUUGGGAUCUGAUUCCCUGGAAAUGGAUAACGAUUCAUUAUCCAGUGCAAAGGCUGAUUUUGAUGAUUUUUUGGGCGAGGUUAGGGACUCCAUCAACACUUCAAUAAAUAAGGGAGGAAAUGUUGUGCAAAGCUCACUAGACACAAUUACUUCAGAAGCAGUAGAUGGUGCCUUGAGUAAAGUAUUCUCAACUUUUGAUGAAACAGGAGAAUUAGCUGGCGAUAGAUUGACUAGCUUUUCAUCUGGUUUGAGGGAAGCCACACAAAAAGCUACUGGCACUUCUGUUGAUGUUCUCAGAGUUGCAAUCGUUGCAGUGGAGGAAUCUAUAGCAAAAGGGGCUUCUUUUGUUGUUUAUUCUUAUGGGUGCCAAGGAUUUGCUUCCUCCAGAGAUCAGGGGUGCACUGAAUCUGCCUGAAGAAAGGGUAACAGAGAUUUUGAGGCCAAUUGGUGUAACUUUUCAACUGGUACAUUAUACUUGGCACGUUUUACUUUGAUGGCUGUUGUACUCUCGUUUAAUUGUGUGGACUUGAAAAAAAAAUCUCCUGCAAAGAUAUAUUUGGGUUAUUUUAGAAAUCUUUUUGUUGGAGACAUCAGUCACUGCUUUCAGCUUACAGGACUUCUAGUUGAAAACUCAAUUGCAUCCAUCUCUGUUACACUGCUUAAUUAUGUGCUGAUCUAACUAAUUUAUGUUCCAAAACCAAAGCUGAAUUUCCUAAACCUGCUUUUACACC
This is a messenger RNA of Populus nigra (black poplar), 1520 nucleotides long. RefSeq lists its product as uncharacterized. Gene Ontology annotation, biological process: cellular response to calcium ion; regulation of stomatal closure; de-etiolation. Bases 605 to 1204 code for a protein of 199 amino acids. NCBI's taxonomy places the organism in Eukaryota, Viridiplantae, Streptophyta, Magnoliopsida, Malpighiales, Salicaceae. The transcript has 3 exons. The record is from RefSeq and is a predicted model, not a curated record.